AUGGCGGAAUCCCUUCCGAUAGUAGCGCAGUCCCCGACCCAAGACGGCAAGGAGCUUUUGGGGGUGGGCGCCCCUGCCGUGAACGUCAUCUGUGCUUCACCCAAUAUGAGUGUGAGCAGCGCUCAUCAGCGUCGCCACAAGUUUCAUAUGGGAUACCUGUCGACGUGGUCUGGGGGAUCUCAGGGAUCGAGCUCGGUCGAAUCUUCGUCGACCUGGCCUUUGUCGAGGGAUUCGUCGACCGACACCGCGUCCUUCACAGACAGCACCGGUGCCGACCUCGAAGCGUUUAUAGUAGAAACUCUCCACAAGAAUCAAAAGGAAAGGGGUAUGAUGUUCCGGCUAGAACAAGAUCUCAUCGCACUAAUGAACGAUUCGUCUCGAACUUCCCACAAGUUCCUGCCGAUGACUUCCUACCACAGGAUGAUCGUACAUCGCUGCGCAGCUUUCUUUGGAUUGGACCACAAUGUGGAUACAAGUGGACAGUCGGUUAUUGUCUCGAAGACGAAGUUAAGCCGCAUUCCUGAAAGACGUUUCCAAGAAUACCUCAGCGAUCCCGCGAUGUUGACUGUCAAAAAAUUGAACAUUCUCAAAAGGGACAGCUCAAAGGACGACGACAAGGACAAGGCUUCCGCAAGGAGUUGGUUGACGAGUGGUUCUAAAGGAUUCCAAGGCUUGGAAGGCCGGAGGUGUCGUUCAAUGGAAGAGCGUGAGGAACAUUAUAAUCUGAUCAGGGAACGUAUCUUCAAAGGAGGUUCUCUCGACGACCGAGCCACUUCAAGCGUCUCCCACCAGACGGUACGCGGCUCCGAAGUUACGAUCGUUGGAACCCAAGAGCCUCUGACCGUUCCCAUUGUGCUGAUUCCUCAAGAACAACAUCACGACCAGAACGAGUACGCCUAUGCGACCAACGAAGUCGACGAGGUCGACGACGCGAACUCAACGAGUAAUUAUCGGCAGCAUGGAUCGCAUGAGUCCGAGUCUACGAAAGAACAAUCUCACACAACGGCUGACCGAUCCAACUCGCGAUCGCCAGCUAACACUUGUCAGGACGCUCAGGAUACGGCGAAUGAAGACAACAACCCGCUGUUCGCGGAAAAUAGUCCAACGCAGAACGAGACGAUCGCAGACAACGUCGAGUGCAGGAAGCGAAAACGCGAGGAACGCCGGAUUUCUGCGGAAGUUGGUGAAGCACGGAGCAGGGCAGCCGCUCACGAGACGAGCAGCAGCCUCGACAGCAGCUGCAGCACCAAUCUCCUCGAAAGUUACGAAGGCGACAACGAUGGCGAAGAGCUCGACCAUCACCAGACCGCGACGAAUCUCGAACAGGACAGCACGAUUAAUUCUAGUCAAACCCCAGCAGCAGGAACAACUCCCGAGCGGAUCAACGAAUGCUCAGAAACGUCUAAAUCAUCUCCAGACUGCUCUGACCAAUUGAUUGUUUCUAUGCAAGACAUUUCUCUUGAUGAAAAGACGCGGGACCCGUCGACGGACUGCCGACGCAAAGGCGUCCCGCAUCAUCAGCAAACGCAGUCACAGCAGCAAUACCAGCAGAACAAUUGUAGCAGCAGCGGCAGUAGUCAAAUGCCUAAAUUCCGUCAACAACACCAUCAGCAAGCAGCUGGAGAGAGCAGCAAGAGCCAUCAGGAUCAGCACAACAAGCAGAGGAUUGCGGCGGGGGGAUACCAUCGGCAGUACCCAUCAUCAGGAAAUCGAAAUGUUGCUGGAGGGUUCAACAACAAUAACAGCCGUAGCUAUCCCAAUAACAAUAAUUUAAAUACUGUGAACAGCAACAAUCGAGACCGAGACGCACAACAGCAACAAUCCUUCCGUACCGGAGACAACCAUGCUCCAGAGUGGCGUGGCGCAUCCGCAGACCAAAGACAGCAACAACAACAACAGCAGCCCCAAACUAAUCAUCAUCACCAGCAGCAGCCACAUCAUCAUCAGCAAGCGCCGCAUCAUUACCAACAACAGCAAGCCCUCAAUCAGUACAUCGCUGUGCAGCCGGCAAUCACUCACGACGGGACUGGCGCAACCGAAUGGAUUUUCCCGGUUAGUCCCGCUCAAUACGCUCAAGGGGGCCUCGGAUCGUCCACAUCCUACCAGAACCCACCGACCAUGUACUACGUGCCGGCAACGCACGGCACCGCGACAAUGUGGCCUCUACUUAGUCCGAGCGGUUCCGUACCCUCCUCGGGCCCUCCACAACAACAAUUCCAGCAGCACCAGACUGGAGGCAUUGGGCAACUCAUUCCGGCAGCAGCUGCGAUCAACGGAGCGAUGCUUCCGUCACCCCCACCUCCGCCGGCCACUCAUCCAGCUGCCGCUGCAGCGGCGGCGGCCGCCGCGGCAGCCGCUCAACAGUCGUCACCGGUUGCGCCUCCGAUUUAUUGCUGCACGAUUCGUCCCACAACCACCGGCCAGUAUUAUACUUUGUCCUACCAGGCCCCUAGUCAACCUCAGCCAGCGCCAACGAUAGCGUCUCCGCGUCAACUUCAGCCUGCGUUCCCCUUCGUCAACUCCGGAUACGGAGUGCUGUCGAUGAACGCAGCAGGUCCCGGAGGUCCGGUUCAUUUCAGUCCAUCCCUACAUGCGGCGACGCAAUUGAACUCGUCUAGCAUUGGCAACCUGUAA
Messenger RNA from Galendromus occidentalis (western predatory mite), 2634 nucleotides. RefSeq names its product cAMP-regulated phosphoprotein 21. The record is from RefSeq and is a predicted model, not a curated record. NCBI's taxonomy places the organism in Eukaryota, Metazoa, Arthropoda, Arachnida, Mesostigmata, Phytoseiidae. The coding region runs from base 1 to 2634 and encodes 877 amino acids. Gene Ontology annotation, molecular function: nucleic acid binding. The transcript has 11 exons.